Pseudoliparis swirei is the source of this 5151-nucleotide messenger RNA. It is a transcript of the gene socs7, whose product is annotated as suppressor of cytokine signaling 7. Lineage: Eukaryota; Metazoa; Chordata; Actinopteri; Perciformes; Liparidae. The coding region runs from base 280 to 2823 and encodes 847 amino acids. Gene Ontology annotation, cellular component: phosphatidylinositol 3-kinase complex. The transcript has 10 exons. The record is from RefSeq and is a predicted model, not a curated record. Gene Ontology annotation, biological process: phosphatidylinositol phosphate biosynthetic process; intracellular signal transduction. Gene Ontology annotation, molecular function: 1-phosphatidylinositol-3-kinase regulator activity.
GCCAGAUGGAUGCGGAGCUGUCGCUGAGGAGGAGGCGGAGGAGGAGGGAGGACACCGUCGCCUGAGAUCUGUAUAUUUGGUGUGUGUGGCGUUUGUGUUGCUCGGUUAGCCGACUGAUGGGAGGCGGCGGCGGGGCCCUUUCUUUAUUAUAGGGAAGAGAUCUCCGCGGUGUUGCUAUGUGAAGAGCCGGAUCGCGCCCCCACCCCCCCCCCCCCUCCACCCUCCACCCCGUCCCGAUUCUUAAUUCUCGUUUCGCGAUUUCCCCCGAGGAAUAAAAUUAUGAACAACGCGCAAGAAAUGUCGCCCGAUUUCGUGUUGAUGCGCCUGGUUUCCGCGGCCGAGGACGACCGCCUGGACGCGGAAAACGGGAAUCUGCCGCCGGGUGGAGGAGGAGGAGUGGUGGUGGCGGGGCUGGAGCUGGGGCUGGGGAUGGGGAAGGAGGUCCUGGCUCACAGCGGCGUCAAAGCGGGGUUGGAUAUUAGCCGAGAUCUGACGGCGGGCCUCGAGCAUCCCGCCGGCCGCUGGAACAAAGCGCAGCGGAGCGGCGACGGCACCGGGGCCCCGGACUCCGGGGGGCCGGAGAGCCGAGACCCGCUGUCCGCGCCUCCUCCGCCGCAGAGCCCCGCGGAGGCCCAGGGCUUCGACUUCGCCCCCAGCCCCGGCCUCCGGCCUCAGCUGCUGGUCUUCUCCAACAUAAUGCGCAACGGAGACGCGAUUCUGGAACUAGACCGUCGGAACCAGCCGAGGGAUGCUCUGGGUUUGGACCGCAGCUCCGGGACCGGCCGCACCGGGCCGGCCGUCAACAACAACAGCCUGAGUCCCGGAGACGUGGAGCGGACGUGGGGAGCGCAUCCGCCGGUCGUCACCGCGGAUAUGCAUGGAGCCGCGGAGCUCUGCCGCCGGCACCGACUCAUCACCACCCCGCCCGAGUGGCCCCUGUUGACGGAGAGGUCCGACCCGCUCGCAGUGAUGGACUCCCAGUGGGGGUGCGCCUCCAGGGACCGGGAAGGAGCCGUGUUCGAGCUGGCGCGGCGGUUCGGGGAGCUCGGGGUCGGCGCGGUGCCCAAGAUGCUCCUCAAGGCGAGGGAGCUCCCGCAGUGUUCGUGUCAGGGUGCACACCGGCCGGCGGGAGGGGGAGUGGAGCCCCGGGAUGACCCGACGGAGACCAGCGAUGCUCUGUUGGUCCUGGAGGGACUCGAGACCGGUGACGUGGCCGGCCUGGCCAUGGACGAGUGCCCGGAGGGAGAACCGGACGAUGAGCACGGACGCCGCGAGUUUCUACUCCACCGGAAACGGGAGAUAGUUCAGAAGAUGUCCGGGGCUUUCUCCAUCAGCAGCUUCCAGGGGGAGCUGAGGAGGCAGGUGGAGGGGGCCGAGGCGGCGGCGCACCUGCAGGGCGCGCAGGUGUGCAGCCUCCACGGGACGCAGGUAAGCUCCAGGGAUCCAGAGGUCGUCGCCCCGGUUUCGGCCGCCACGUCUCAGUCGCACACGCCGGUCCAGAGCGCGCCGUGGGCCGCGAGCCCGGACCCGAGCCAGGCGUCGACCCCCCGGAGGCGGCCGGAGCGGUGCGCCAGCGCGCCGCGGACCCCCACCGGGUGGUUCGCGGGCGGGGAGAAGACGCUCAAAGUGCCGGCGAAGUCCAAAAAGGGCUCGUUGAAGAUCCGCCUGAGCAAACUGUUCCGGACUAAAAGCUGCAGCGGCUCCAACCACCUGCUGGACAAGAGGCCCUCCGCCACCUACUCGGUGUCUUCGGCCGGGAGUCUGGUGGACAUGGCGGGCACCGGCGGGGCGGAGCAGGACGCGGACAGCCGGCCCAGACUGACCCGGGCCCACAGUGCCUUCUCUCCCGCCUCCCUCGUCGCCUCCCUCUCUGCUUUCACUGGGGAGACGGUGUCCCUGGUGGACGUGGACAUCUCGCGGCGAGGAGCGAACACGCCACAUCCUCCCACGCCUCCGCCCCCCCCACGCAGGAGCCUCAGCUUGUUAGAUGACAUAGCCGGGCCUCAGCCUGGGCCUUUCCUAGUGAGUGUCAUGGGCGCCUCCCUGCAGUCCCUCCCCCUGCCUCUCCCUCCUCCUCCUCCUCCCUCCCACGCCACCAUCCAGCACAGCCUCAGCCUCAAUGACACCUUCCUCCGGGCCCUCCCUCAUUCCACCCCGUCGCCGGCGGAUGCUCCUCCCCCUUCCAGACAUGCCCCGCCCCCCAUGCUGUGUGCCCUGCGCCGGUCCGAAGCGAGCAACUUCACCGCCAGUCUGAGAGAACUAGAGAAGUGUGGCUGGUACUGGGGUCCGAUGAACUGGGAGGACGCCGAGAUGAAGCUGAAGGGGAAGCCGGACGGAUCCUUCCUGGUCCGGGACAGCUCGGACCCCCGGUACAUCCUGAGCCUCAGCUUCAGGUCGCAGGGGGUCACACACCACACACGCAUGGAGCACUACCGGGGGACGUUCAGCUUGUGGUGUCACCCGAAGUUUGAGGACCGCUGCCACUCGGUGGUGGAGUUCAUCGAGCGAGCCAUCAUGCACUCCAAGAACGGAAAAUUCCUCUACUUCCUCCGCUCCAGAGUCCCAGGGCUUCCUCCCACCCCGGUCCAGCUGCUGUAUCCCGUGUCUCGCUUCAGCAACGUGAAGUCGCUGCAACACCUCUGUCGCUUCUGCAUCCGGCAAAUGGUCCGCAUCGACCACAUCCAGGAGCUUCCUCUGCCCAGACCGCUAAUAUCCUACCUGAGUAAGUUUUAUUACUACGACCCAGAGGAGGAGACGUACCUGUCAAUCAAGAGCAUCCGGAAGGUGGUGGGAGCGGCGCAGGAGGCCGAGUCGCAGACGUAGCAGCAGACGUAGCAGCAGAGAUCUUCUCAGCUCAAGUUUCUGUGUGGAGGACUGGUCUGCACUGGUCUGCACUGGUCUGCACUGGUCUGCACUGGUCUGCCAGUCUUCCAGCAUCAGCCAAUCAGAGUCCCUGGAUGCUCCUGUGUGUCCAGCUGGACUCGGAUGGACCCGCCUCUCUCUCUCUCUCUCUCUCUUUGACCCGGACUAACACCAAGAGGGGGCGAGUGUUUGCAGCCGGACACGAGACAUUCAGGUGCAGAGGACUCGGCCCCGUCUUCAGAGCGCCCGCUGAGAGGUUCUCGCCCGCCAGGCGGGUUUGGAAAACAAAAAUGGAGAAUUAUGAACUCGGAUUUUGAACACUUUUUUCCCCCGUAGCUCCUGAACUGGACUUUUAAAACACGCGACGCGCCGGUCGAUUUGUACAACUGUUGUUUGCCGCCGUUUCGUCGUUCCCGUUGUUUUCCUCCCGCUCAGAACGCGGCGUCGUGGAUUACAAGUCGCCCUCGGGAGAGAUGUACACACACAGGAGGGCGGCCGGCGCCAUGUCGGGGGACCGAUUGUCUCAUUUUUGGGAUACGCGAUUCGGUUUUUUUUUCUCUGGAAAUAACUACAUUUUAAUAUUAGCCAAAAUGCUAACGGCCUGCAAAUGUAUAUUAGACAUAUCAGGGUUUAAAUUAAAUUAAAUGCUCAAUUUUAUUUCUCUAUUUUCCUUGUUUUGCACUUAAACAUCUCCUCCUUUUGGUAUUUUUACCCUAAUUGUUCGAGAUGAGGAUUACUGGCUAGCGAGACGGCGUGUUUUGCUUCGCCUCAACCCGCUCGUGGUGAUGUGGGUGGCGGUUCAGGCCGGCUGGGCUUCAGGCCACGCCCACAUCAGUGAUGUCACACGAGGCGUUAUCUUGUUGAGCUUUCUAAUGGGAAUCACCAGCUGCCACAUUGUAGCCAGAUGUGCAACAUCUUAGAAAGUUUCCCGCCCACAGAUGUCAACGUUUCUUUUCCCUCUUUGACGUCAUAGAGAUGCUAACGCUAACGGAAUGCUAACGGAGCGCUAACGGAGCGCUAACGCAACGCCUUCAGCUCGCUAAAAACAUGAGAUUUCCACACUUUGAAACACUUUUCUUUUCAGCAACAGGAGUGCUUUCAAUUUAAUGAAACUAAAACUAUAACUAAAAUGAUGACGGGGGGGGGGGGGGGGAGUUAGCCAGAUGUAGUCGAACAUCCCGCUGCGCUUCACAUGCGAUGAAUUCUUUUCAGAGAUUAGUCGUCGUUAGCCUCGCAGCGGAGGACAUUUCUCUGGCAUGCAGUGGAUGCUUUGGGUAUUGCACACAGCGUCAGUGGAGGGGCCUCGGCUCCCCUCCAGGGUGGGCGGGUCUCCGUUGCUCUGCGUCUUCAUGGCGUUCCUACGAAUGUCACCGAAAUCUUUUAUUCCGGGAGGCGGUCGCGGUUCCUUCCUCCUCUCUUGAUGUCACUCCUCUAACAUGGUGGAUUGUACCUUUAGUUGUUCAUUCAACACUCUCCCCAAACACAUGACCGCUAUUCAGUGGAAAACACAAAGAACACAGAAGAAGACCCGCGUCCUGUUUGUGUCUCUGCCAACAAAUUCACAUCCUCUGCACUGUAGUAUUGCAGUGAUUUUCCUACAUUUCCCAUGAUGCCCCUGGACGACCUUUAGACGAGCGCCGGUGCUCGUAGCGUGACACGUCCCGGAGCCGCAUUGCAUUCUGGUCCAUCGAGGCUCCCGUCGCUGUAGAUCUGUUGCUCUGUGACGUGAUCUCCACACAUAUAUUUGCCGUUUACGGGGAAAAAUACACCAAAGAAAGAAAGAAAAAACAUCCCCAAAAAUGCAAUUUACAAAACAAAUUGCUCACAUUAAUAACUGUUUUAUUCCAAACGGCACAUUUGGGAAUUAAAGGCAAAAUAAUGCAGAAUGGGAACGAUGUCACUUUCUCUGUAAUGUCACUUUUCCUUUCUUUCGUCAUCGUAGUCCUCCUGACUGCACUUGUUCGGACAGGAAGUCUUACAACAAUAAAAGCUUCUACGUUUAGUUUGUCAUGGCAACAGAAGAGAACAAUAAACUAAUGUGGAGUUCACGCGCAACAACAACAGUUCUCUGAAUUUGGCGCGACUGUAUGGGGAAGUCCGCUUCGGGCCUCCGUUACCCACAAUGCCCCCUGCCUCACAGUGUGUAUAUCUGCCAUGACUCGUCUCUCUCUCUACCUGUCGGUUUAAUUUGUUGAAAUGCCCAGGUGUGUUUCUGCUGAAGCUGGCUACUGGCUCAGUGUUUUCAGUAAGAAAUAAUAAUAAUAAAAAGAAUAAGAAGAAAAAAUACAA